Molecule: messenger RNA, 1407 nt
Organism: Scleropages formosus (Asian bonytongue)
Lineage: Eukaryota; Metazoa; Chordata; Actinopteri; Osteoglossiformes; Osteoglossidae
Product: clathrin heavy chain linker domain-containing protein 1-like
Source: RefSeq, a predicted model, not a curated record
AUGAAUGCACUUUUGUUAAGAAACUUCUUGGAUUACUUGUACAAAUUCAUAGAUGAUGAGGAGAAGGUGGCUUGUGUAGGAAAUGGACCUCAUGGGCAAUGCUUUAUCAUAUACCGUGAUGCAUUUGACAAGGUGACUGAACAUGCCACGGCAUACAAUAUUCUGUCAGCCAUCAAGAGAGAAUACGACGGCUUUACCAAUGCCAUAAAGAAGAGGCAUCGUGAUGCAAGGCUCCUUCGGGGGAAGCUGAAAGCCGCGGAGUCCGAGCCACUAUCAGGGCAGUGCCGCCCAGCUGCAGGAGAGUUCAUACAAAUGCUGGAGAGCGGCGAUCGCGAGGCUGCCGCCUCCUUCGCGGCCGCUUCCCCGCAGGCUGUCUGGCAGAACUUGGAGAGCGUGGAGAGGUUCACGGUAAUUGUGCUGCAGAUAUCCAGAAUAAUUCUGAACACUGACAUUGCUGUCUCCCCCACAGCCCUCGCAGUGUCCCCUCUGCUGCUGUUCUUCCAGGCCUCGAUGACCUCAGUGCACGAUGGGAAACGGGUGCCCAGCGAGGCCCUGUCGGAAGAGGGGGUGGGGUGUGCCUUGCAGCAAAAUUGCGUGGAGCAGGUCGCACGCCGGGUCAUUCGGAAGAGGCUGACCUUCUCGGAAGGCCUCGGGGACGCGGUCUGGGAGCACGGGGCCGCCGGUGGGGAGCGGCUUGCCGACACCUGCCUGGCACUCGCGCACGUGGUGUACAUCGCGUGCGGCGUGCACAGGAAGGCAGGGAGGGGCGUGGCAGGUGCAGCCGUGGAGCUGGUUCGCCGGGAUGGGUCCUUCACCGUAGAUGACGGCCUGACCCUGCUGAGGAGCUGCCCCAGCCUGGUCCUCCUCCGGGGCCUCGCCGGGGGGUACCGGGGCCAGCCGGCUGUCCUGUCCGUGGGUUCGGCCGUCCGCAGCCCCCUGGCGACGGACGGUGAGGACGUCGCCUUCCAUCUGCCGGAGGACAUCCAGGCAAGUGGACCAGGUGCGCCGGAGAAGACGAUCCUGGGCGACGGGAUGCGCGCGGCCGAGGCGGCUGAGCGCUGCAGACAGCGGCAUCAUCAGCAGCUCCUCGGCGAGGAGAUCCUCUCGGCGCUGCUGUCCCGGGAUGGAGUCGUGCCGCUGUCCCCGACCGACAGCGGAGCUCGACUUAUGGCGCGUGCGUUUGCGCAGGUGUUGCCCAGCAGGGGGCGCUCCUGGGUCGAGCCUCCAAAAGAAGCUGCUGCGCGGUUCACCGGCCGCGCUUCUGGAAUCUUCUCCGACCUGGUGGAGGCGGGGGUGCUGGAGGCCCUCAACCGCAUUUCUCAGACGCCCGAUUCUCAGCUCACAGACCGGCGGAACGCAGAGCUGCUCCGCUCCGCGUGUCCUUCACAGCGACACGCUGACCUCUAG